Molecule: messenger RNA, 1536 nt
Organism: Hevea brasiliensis (rubber tree)
Lineage: Eukaryota; Viridiplantae; Streptophyta; Magnoliopsida; Malpighiales; Euphorbiaceae
Product: transcription factor MYBS3
Exons: 3
Coding region: 58-1260 (400 amino acids)
Biological process (GO): response to ethylene; response to gibberellin; response to auxin
Molecular function (GO): DNA binding
Source: RefSeq, a predicted model, not a curated record
GACAGACUUCCGCGAAGCAUCAAAUAAUUUCCUUUAUCCAUAAUGAUCACCUAAAUUAUGUGCGUCGGAUAUAAGGAUAUUGUUUCUCUUUUGCUGUCUCUCUCUCUCUCUUCUCUCUGGCCUGCGAAAGCUAGGAGAAUAGGAGAAGGCAUAGCCAUUGCCCAUUUAUCGGGCCAAGAAAUUCGGAUUCUCUCAGAUCCGGAUAGUAUAAAAAAUCUUCCAUCUAUCCGAUCCGAAUCAGCGAUGACUAGGCGGUGCUCGCAUUGCAGCCACAACGGUCACAACUCGCGGACCUGCCCUAACCGCGGGGUCAAGCUCUUCGGGGUCCGAUUGACCGACGGGUCGAUCAGGAAAAGUGCUAGCAUGGGCAAUUUAAGCCAUUACACAGGGUCUCCCAAUCCCGCUGGGGCCCACGCAUCCGGGUCCAACAACCCCGGAUCCCCUGGAGGAGAUACACCCGACCACGGCGGAGCUGCUGACGGCUACGCUUCUGAGGAUUUCGUUCCUGGUUCUUCUUCGAGCCGUGAGCGAAAGAAAGGUGUUCCAUGGACUGAAGAGGAGCAUAGGAUGUUUCUAUUUGGCCUGCAGAAGCUUGGCAAAGGCGAUUGGCGUGGAAUUGCACGCAGUUAUGUUAUAUCAAGGACACCUACUCAGGUGGCCAGUCAUGCUCAAAAAUAUUUCAUCAGGCAAACCAAUGUUUCUAGGAGGAAAAGACGGUCCAGCCUGUUUGAUAUAGUAGCUGAUGAACCAGUUGAUACUCCAAUGGCAUCACAAGACUUCUUGACUGUCAACGAUUCUCGGGCUGAAACACAUACCGAUAAUCCUGAUCCUUUACCUGCUCCUCCUCCUUUGGAAGAAGAAUGUGAAUCAAUGGAUUCCACCAACUCCAAUGAGGGAGAAGCCGUUCCUCCAAAGCCAGAUAGCUCACAGUCCUUCUACCCAGUUAUAUACCCAGCUUAUUUUCCACCAUUCUUCCCAUUUUCAUUUCCGCUUUGGUCAGGAUGUGGUGCAGAGCCAAGUAAAAAGGAGACACAUGAGGUUUUCAAGCCAACAGCAGUACAUUCAAAAAGCCCAAUCAAUGUUGAUGAGCUGGUUGGCAUGUCAAAACUGAGUUUAGGAGAGUCAAUUGGUGAUGCUGGCCCCUCUUCUCUUUCCCUAAAAUUGGUUGAAGGAUCAUCCAGACAAUCUGCUUUCCAUGCAAAUCCGGGUUCUAAUGCUUCAAACAUGAACUCAAGCAGUAGUCCAAUCCAUGCAGUUUAAAGGCAGCUAUGGCAGAGAUGAGAUCGUAGGUUUAUCUCAGUGCUGAUGAGCUUGAGACACUACCGUUAAUACAAGACAAUAAUGUGCAGUCUGUAUUGGGUUCAUUUACAAUUCGUUUGUGGGAUCUUUUAAUAAAAUUUUCCCCCAAAGUAUUAGUAGCUUGUUUUAGUUGGUAGCUUCAGGUAGGCUGGCUGUAGCAUCUUGUCAGAAAUUAUUUGAAUCUUUAACAUCUGUAUUAAUUUUAAGUUGUAUGUUACUAUGCUGCUUCUCUCUUGA